CAUUAUUUAACACAGAACGCCACAAGCAUUCAAGUGAAUUGUCCUCUUUGCUUCGGUGGCCGCUGUUGAUAAUUCACCAUGGAAUUUCCGCUUGUUAUUGCCAUUGCCUUCGGAAUAAUUGCUCAAUCAAUGGAAGGUGGAGCGAUUAGAAAAAAGUGCUUCUCUAAGAUCUGCUCCAGCAACCCCUCCAAUAUGAUGCGAGUAUGGGAUAGAUUUGGCAGUGGAGCCUUUGGGGCCCCAAGGUGUUGCGAGAAGGAUGGGACUCGCUGGGCCAACAAAGGAAUUGAUAUCAAGUGCUCUGCUGGUUCGAGGGUAUAUGCACCUUUUCCUGCUAGAGUUCUCUAUUCGUACAGGCCGUUCUUGAAAAACAGGAGACCAUAUAACGUUGCGAUUCGCCUGCGAGGAACUGGAGCAUGGAAAGAUCCCUUCUAUGUGGAGCAAAGUCUUAAACAAACCAGUAUUGUCAUCAAGUUUCCAAGAAGGAACAAAGGGGAUAUGAGGGGAUGGGAUGACACAUUUCUAACGUUUCUUCCAGGUUAUGGUGUGAGGUUGUUUUUCGUAAAGAAGAGAGCUCGCAAUGGACGUUACGUUUCUGCCGGAACUUUCAUUGGUUACAUGACCAACAUGGCGCCCGAGUAUGGCUACGGUAUGACUAAUAGUAUUCAAGUGCAGGUUGACAAGAAUGGAGUGACAAUGAACCCAACUAAGUUUUUCUGUUAA
Molecule: messenger RNA, 720 nt
Organism: Pocillopora verrucosa
Lineage: Eukaryota; Metazoa; Cnidaria; Anthozoa; Scleractinia; Pocilloporidae
Source: RefSeq, a predicted model, not a curated record